Protopterus annectens (West African lungfish) is the source of this 981-nucleotide messenger RNA. RefSeq lists its product as uncharacterized. The coding region runs from base 1 to 981 and encodes 326 amino acids. The transcript has 4 exons. Lineage: Eukaryota; Metazoa; Chordata; Ceratodontiformes; Protopteridae. The record is from RefSeq and is a predicted model, not a curated record.
AUGACAUCAGAUGAGAAGGAUUUUCAAGAAGAAUGUAAUACCCUCACAAAUAUGUUCUUAGAACGAGGAUAUCCCAUGAGUUUUAUAGAGAAUUUACGAAGAAGUAGAGUUGGAAAAAUGAACUUGGCACUUGCCCUGGAAGAUUCAAAUGACUCUAAGGAUUACAAUGAAGGUUUGGUUUAUAAAAGUAGUUCUGACAACCCCCCUUUACACCCAGAUCUACAAGUUUUUGGAGCAGCAUGUACGUCAGACCUCUAUGAUUUAUCAGUUAACAACAGGGUCCCCAAAAAUGAUAAUUUAACUCAAAGUGAAUGUAAAGUGUUGGAUGAACUGGUUCAUAAUUCUGGACUACACAUUAUGAAACCAGACAAAGGAGUUCCAAAUGGCAAUGCAACCAUCACUUAUAGUAAAAAAGGAGACAAUAAUCUUAAUGUUUCCUGCUCCUGGAGUGGUGGUGUUCCUCCAGCCAAAGUACUUUUGGAGCUUGAUAACAUCUCCAAAAAUGGCACUGAAGAAGUAAAUACAGAAGUGGGACAAGGUAGAGUUUCAUGUGUGGGACAGCACUUAUUUCUUAAAUCAGAAACAGCACUUCUUCUAGAAAAACCAAAACCUGAGACAAACAUCUCCAAUCCUUCUGAAAUAAUAGCAACUGAUGAACAAGAGGUAACUCUGCUAGUGACACUGAGCUCAGGAGGAAAAAUGCUAGAAAGGGCACAGUCUGGCAAUAAGGAAAUUCUUCCAGCAACUUUUAAAUGGUUCCACCCUAAUGAAGGCGAGAUCCCUGGCAAUGGAAAUGAUAAAUACAGGAUAUCUUCCACAACACAACAGUCAGUGUUUGUAAUAUCUGAAUUUGCUGGAGAAAAGGACAGAGGGCUAUACAGAUGCACAGUCACAAACAUACUAGGAAGCGUGAACUUUACCUUUCAAAUCAACAUUAAACCAGGUAACAGCUGCAUUACUACUUUAUUUGCAUGUGAUUGA